GCUUAUUCCUCUCUAAUUUGAUUAAAGCUUCUGUACAGAUGUCAUUCCUGUCAGUUUGAUUGUUCUUUGCUAACAAGGAUGGUAAGCCUGAACUUUAUCUCAAGUCUCUCAAAAAACUUCUUCACAUAUGGGCUUAAAGGCCUCACCAUAUCUGAUCGUUAUAUCAGUGUUGUUCCCGUUCGAGGCUGUUCUAUGUCUCCAACCUUCAAUCCCCAUUGCAGUACUUCUUUGGAAGGAUCUACAGAUGACAGUGUUUUGGUAGAAAAAUUUUGCUUGCAGAAGUACGAGUUCUCACUUGGUGAUGUCAUAGUUUUCUGCUCCCCCAAUGAUAACAAGGAAAAAUGUGUGAAGAGAAUCACUGCAUUGCCAGGUUACUGGGUCAGUUCUCCUUUCUCCAAUGAUGUUGUGAAGAUUCCAGAUGGGCAUUGUUGGGUUGAAGGAGAUAAUUCAGCUUCUAGCCUGGAUUCAAGAUCCAUUGGCCCGGUAUGCUCAAAUCCAUACCUUCUAUUUUCUCUCAAUUGGGGUGUAAGUGUUUACUUUGAGUAUACCAUUUAAUCUUUAAAAGGCAAGCAAAUUAACUGUUCAAUGUAGUUCCAUUCAGUAAAAUUUCGAGAAGGCAAAAGCGUAGCUUGUCAGCUCAUCUUCACUGUUCUAAAGAUCAUGUGACUUUGCUAAACAUUUGGAUUUGGUUAUUUAGAAGGAUGCGGUCUGCUUUUUCUUAUAUACUUUCUUGCCUUAGCUCCACCACUGGCUAUAAUCCUAUGUGCAUCGCAGGUUCCUUUCCACAUUAUCUGGCCACUGAAAAGAGUCGGUAAACUUGAGCAGAGAAUCCCUAGUGGUAGAUUUGUCUUCUAGGCUCUAUCUGAUGUCAUUUGGUUCUGUAUUGGCUGAUGUCAUUUGGUUUUCCACUGUAUGGGAGUGAGUGUUUUUAUGGUAAAUUAUGAAAGAUACAGGUUGGUUCCUAAUCUUUUCC
Messenger RNA from Daucus carota subsp. sativus, 973 nucleotides. RefSeq lists its product as uncharacterized. Gene Ontology annotation, molecular function: serine-type endopeptidase activity. Bases 79 to 555 code for a protein of 158 amino acids. The record is from RefSeq and is a predicted model, not a curated record. Gene Ontology annotation, cellular component: mitochondrial inner membrane peptidase complex; membrane. Lineage: Eukaryota; Viridiplantae; Streptophyta; Magnoliopsida; Apiales; Apiaceae. The transcript has 3 exons.